CAACACCAGAGACCACGUCAAAUCUUUAACAUCACUCCACUCUUAACACCGCGAAAGGUUCGAACCCUCACUCCCUUACGAUGUCGGAUGUCGACGUGAGAAUACAAGGCAUAGAAGAGACACUCAGGGAGCUCCUGGAACUAGUGGACGAGUAUGAAUCAUCCGGCAAGCACCCGUCCGCCGAAGCGCGCAAGUGAAGCCAAUCGCCCUGGAAGUCGAUCCGCUCUAUAGUUGAUAAGCUGGCGCAAGAUUUUCAGUAUGUCAAAGAAACGGUCGAAGGCUCGGGUAUGAAAACCGGACACGAUCGAAGCACGGGAGCUGAUGACCAAAACGCCACUCUGGAAGAUCCAUUACAGAUGUUAGACGGACCAAUCCAUUGGGUAGCACGCAGUAUGCACAUGGCCCUGCAGUGGUUCGCGAUGCAGCACCUUGAAUAUGAAUACUUUUGGAACUGGGAGACGGACCUUCGAUAUCUUCCCUGGAAAUAUUGAGAGUGAGAAUUCUGCCAGCGAGAAUAAUUGUGUUCUGGAUAUUCCGCUCGCCUUGAUGACUCGCCUAUCGGAAAGCACUGUCUAAGCUGCACAGAGUCCUCGAUGCCCAUCUACUCCCGGUUGCGUCUUCGCCAACUUUGGCGGGCGACCGCGCUUGCCGUUUGUCUUUUGACGAGUGUCCGUCUGUUCUCCAUCCCCCUCCCCGGCUUCGUCGCUCCCUUCGUCAAUGUUCAGGACACGUCCGGUUGGUUGUCUCGCUCGUAACGAGUGUCGUUGGGUCGGCGGAGUUGACGCGUCGAAGGUGAUCGGACGCGUUGGGGUGGUCGGGUCCGCGUUCAAAUAGGUUGCAGUGUUUUCGAAAGCCUUUUGGGAGUGUGAAUGGUCGCGUGAGCCUUCCUGGCCCGUGCUGAUGGCUUCUGCUGUUGCCAUCUUCUCUCGCAUCAUAAGUUACGAGUUCUUUGUUUCCACCAAUCACUGCGGCUUACACCGAAUGUCACCCCAGGCGUCAUGCAGGACGAAUUCCCGCUUGUUCCGUUACUACGUAAUAAGCUUUCAAUGGACCGAACUCCCUUACAUGUCAUCUUCUGGUGGCUAAUCGGCAGCAGACCAAGGAGCAAUAGGACCUUUGAAGCAAGACUUCUCUUGACAACGCACAACCUUUUACAGGGCAAGAACAAUUGAAAUAUGCCUCAGAGUCGGAGCAAGUAUGUUCCCGACGAGCGCCGCCAACAUCUCGAGCAGAAUGGUCUUCGACUCAAUUUCAGUUCCGUAGCAGGCUCGAUUCCUGGGUUCAACGCAACACAUGCACGCUUCGAUAAGAUCGAAAACAAAUCGGAGGAUGAAGAGUCGAAUCGCGAUAGCCACGUGCAAUAUCACUGGCGCUCACGCGACAACCGCAAAGGCCGUCACCCUCUCAUAGUCCCACCAAACCAUCCGCUAGCCCAGAACAAAUUCCAUAAAUCCCUCACAGGCGUCAAGCGAAUGUUCACUGAGUUUCCGUAUUGGGACAUCUCCUUCUGGGUCGCUUUUCUCUUCACUGUUGGCUGUUUCAUCUUUAUCAUAGCCAGCUUGUUCUACUGGCUCCCCCUAGCAUACCCAAGUACGGAGUUUCGCAAAGAAACUACUAUCGGAGGAGGCGUGUUGUUUUUCGUUGGUGCAACACUGUUCCAGGUAGGGGCCGUAUUUCUGAUUUUCGAAGCGGUCAACGAAAACCAGAAGGGCUGUUUUGGCUGGGCAGUGCGGGAACUUUUCUGCGAAGUCGACCCCUCGAGCUGUACGCAUCACCAUCAGAGAAAUGACAAGAGCGCGGGCCCACUGCUCCGGCGCAGGUGGCGGUGGUGGCCAAGCUGGCAUGAGUUCCGCACCCACUACAUCCGUGAGAUUGGACUCGUCGCCAAUAUCUCGCUUGCUAUCGGAGCAACUGUCUUCUAUGUUUCUGGCAUCCUGGAUCUUUCUGGGAUCUACGGCCACCUGAGUCAAGGGGUGCUCUGGGGCGUGUACUGGUUGUCAUAUCUGGUUGGCAGUGUCCUCUUUGUAUUCUCAGGAAUCCUAUUACUGCUCGAGACGCAGGAGAAAUGGUACAAGCCAGCACCCCAUGUAAUAGGCUGGCAUGCUGGAUUGUGGAACCUUAUUGGCGCGGUGGAAUGGAUACUGUCGGCUUCGUUUGGUUACUGCUCGGCAAGUUGGUGUGAAUAUCAGGGUGACUUAACGUUGUAGUGGGCAUCGGCCGCGUACACGAUUGGAAGUGCAAUACUGUGGUAUGAAGCGCUCGACAAGUAGCCAGUUUAUACAAAGAAGACCUGAGGUAGGGGAGCGAAGCUGUAUAUACUGCCCACACCAAGAGAAAUUGGCCAAAAGCAUGGCACAAGCCGGUUUUUGAUGCGGUAAACAAAUAGUGGGAGGAUCACUACCACGGGCCGCCAAUUGCCACCACCACCAUGCCUGGACUAGUUGACCAGUUUCGGCCCUCAGAUGAGUAUGACUUACUCGCACAAGAGCUUGAUGUCGUUGAUCCUGAGGUGAACGCACUCGACGAGCACAAACCCUGUACCACUUAAACCUCCUAUUGCCGCCUCGAGGUCCUGAGUCCAUUCCUAAAAAAAAGCUGGGCAGGACUUUUUAAGUGGGAAGAAUUUCUUCAGGCCCGGCUUCGAAUAGUCUUGUACCUCUCUGAGGGCUGGCAGCUGCCGACGGCGAGCGUUGAUAAACCAGUUGUUAAUCUCACGAGACUGUCAAGACAAUGACCGUGCAAGAGUGGGAAUGUUGGCAACUCACCUGAAUGACCGUCAGACCUGUCCGCUGAAUGAAAUCUUGCUUCUGCUCAUCACUGUGAUAGGGAUGAUCCAAGUGCUCUUGCAGCCAUAGGCCAAGAAUGUCGGUGAUGGGCGUCGGAAAGUUGCCUCGGCAUCGUCGACCAUUGCCGUGGGUCCGAUAGCCCAUGAUCGGGUAGGACAACAGUUGACUGUACUUCGUAAGGUAUGGAGAGGUAUCCAGGGAUCGAUGUCGCCUGUCGUAUCCCAGCGGACUCCGAUCUUGAUCGUAAGGCUGAGGGUAUCUGCUGAAGUCCACAGGCUGAUUGUACGAUCCGUCUGACAUGUGGUAUGGGUUGUACCGGGGAGCCGCGUGAACUUCUGGCGUCCUCCAUCGUGAGUAUGUGCCCGGGCUGUCAUGGGCCCGUCGGCUCACGAAGUAGGUUGAUGAGUAGAUGCGCUCUUGAGUGUCGGAGGGGACCAUGGACUGGCUGAUGGCGUAGGGUUGGGGUUGAGUUGGGAGAGUUGGUCCAGCACUCAUCGGAACAGGAUCGGCAUAUGUGGACGAUGUAGACCAAGGUGAGCCGUAUUCCGCCGGGGUUUGCAGUGGGAGAGGGUAGAAGUCCAUUCAUCUUCAUUUGGCUUGUUGGGUAGGUGGGAUACGCCAUGGGGCUGAAGUGCGGUUACACCGGAGUUGGGAUGCUAGCCACAUUCAUGCUCGUGGUGGAUUGAGGGCUGAAAUAUGGCACCGCUUCCGGCCUCGAGUGGGAUGGCACCUCUUGAGUGUGGGUCUCGAGAGUGUGCCCGCGUGGAGGAGGGAUGGCCUGGUUAUCAUGUCAGUAAGAGCUCGACGUUACUCGUCGUCGGGACAACAUACCUCCCGAACAGAUGGCAGUUGUUGCUCAGCCUGAGGGAUCUCGAGCCUAGGUUGGCCGUGCGAGGCAUAAGGCCUGUCCGCUGUUUGGUUGUAGUGGUCCAUGUUUGGAAGGAUGACUUUGAUAGAAAAUGAGAGUAAAAGUAAUGGUUGAGCUUGAUGAAUGGGAUCCAAGCAGGGCAGGCUCGAGGCUAGAUAUUCACUUGAGAUAGGAUCGAAUCCGCACCUUCCAAGUGUCUCCUCGAUCCUUGCGAGACUGAUGUCUGCCAAUCACCGGCUGUCGGUGGGGGAGACGCCCAGUUCAGUUGUCCAGCUGCAGGAGAACUAUGGCACAGGAGUCUUCAGCGCGGUUGACAAUGCAUUCACAGUACCAAAAGACGAC
This is a messenger RNA of Exophiala oligosperma, 3996 nucleotides long. RefSeq lists its product as uncharacterized. Bases 1176 to 2207 code for a protein of 343 amino acids. Lineage: Eukaryota; Fungi; Ascomycota; Eurotiomycetes; Chaetothyriales; Herpotrichiellaceae. The record is from RefSeq and is a predicted model, not a curated record. The transcript has 2 exons.